AUGGGUUUACCUAAAACCGAAUUGAAACCGGUGGGAAACAGAAAAAACCAAACAACAAUUUUGAAGCAUCACAAAGAUCCUUCCUCGAAAUCGCUGCCGACAAAAUCUGCAAAUCUCAUUGGUGACGAGCAAGAAUCCCUAAUUCAGGGGAGGAAGCGGAGAAGCAAUAGGUUGAGGGGGAGUGAGAGCGUACGAAUCGGGAUGUCGAACGGUACGGAACAGACGCGGAAGCGUGCGGCGCCGGGAGACAGCAAUUGGUUGCCACCUGGCUGGAGAGUUGAAGAUAAAGUUCGAACCUCCGGUGCUACUGCUGGUUCCGUCGAUAAGUACUAUUACGAGCCAAUCACAGGACGUAAGUUUCGAUCCAGGACCGAAGUACUCUACUACUUGGAACAUGGCACUUCUAAGAAAGGAAGCAAGAAACCAGACAACACUGAUUCCAAUUCAGACCAUGUCGAAGGGCAAGGAAGCAAUAAAUCCAGCAGGAAAGCUAAAGAGCCAACACCGCCGCCACGGCCACGAUCCCCGCCUUUGAAGUUUGAUUUUGAGAAUCCGCCAGAGAAGGUAAGCUGGUCUUCGGCAAACGCGGGAGAGGAACAAGGUUGGACACCUUUUGUUGGGGACGACAAGGUUCAAGAUUCAUUGAGACGAGAAUGGUGCACUGCGUUUACCGUCAUCACGACCAAGAACCCUACUAAACUGUCGUCGUUGAGACGAUGAUAGACAAGGUGGCGAUUGUUGCGUCUGUUGUAACAUAGACGGGGAUAUUAGUUAUUUAACUGGGCGGUGUUUGCUUAGUUUUCACAUAAGUUAAGUUAGUUUGCACUCUAAUUUUCCUAGCUUGUUUUUUUGAGGAAUGUGAUAAUGGGAUACACAUAACCUGCGUUUGCGUUUGACACACUA
Messenger RNA from Brassica oleracea var. oleracea, 903 nucleotides. Its product is annotated as methyl-CpG-binding domain-containing protein 6. Gene Ontology annotation, molecular function: DNA binding. Lineage: Eukaryota; Viridiplantae; Streptophyta; Magnoliopsida; Brassicales; Brassicaceae. The record is from RefSeq and is a predicted model, not a curated record. The transcript is spliced from 4 exons. Bases 1 to 720 code for a protein of 239 amino acids.